UUAUCCACCUAGAUAGCUGACAUUCAUGAGGAAAUAUUUGUGUACGACUUGACAAAUGUUUCCGGUUUGUCGAUUCCGUCUAACAUAUGUCCCCAGCGGGGCGAUACGAAGGAGUGGUGACCUUUUAAGUUAAAGGACAAACUCUAGAUAACGUGGUCCUGAUUGAUUAUAAUAUUAUAUAACGCUAGCGGGUUUAACAGGAUCAGUUUACCCACGUGACCCGCUAAAACACGUGUUUUUAGGUGUAAACAUCCUGCAGUCUAUUUACCUGUAUGUGUGUCCGGAAGUCACAAUUAGGCCCAUAUGGGUUCACGACCCCAUUUUGUCGAUGUGGUUCAAGAGCUAUUGUUGAUUUGAAAGGGCACUGCCUCAUUGAUGUAUCAUGCCUGUGUAUGACCAAGCAUGGAAAAUGUGAGUCACUAACGGUAUCUGACGGUCAAUGGAAAUGUCUUCAAAACACAGCAUACUGUUGUGACGCAGUGUGUAUUUAUAUCGCGUAACAGAAGGAGCUAGAAUACUACUGUAAAUUCUGACAGUGUUUCCCGUCAAAUCACAACAGCUCCCGGGUUGUUAUCUUACAAUUUUCAUUCAGUAGAUUAGCAUUAUGCCGAUGGGACGGUCCUACUAGCCAAAAAGUGUGUAUAGUAACUAUGACAUAAGUUAACCCACGUGGUGGCAGUGGAGCAGACGGCACAUUUGGACGGCAGUUGAUGAGGGUAUGUGAUGAAGACGAAGGUGUUCGCUUUAAUGGGAGGAUUUACGUCUCUGAUGCAGGUGUUCGCCCUCUGUACUCCAUGGUGGGUAAUUGUCAAGAGGGACGAACGUCGGACGGUGUACGGGCUGUGGUACACCCUCUCAUGUGAAGUAUCACAAGGCGUGUCCUUCUGCAAGACUCUGUACCACCACGAGCCUCACGAGGAACAUGACGUCAUCGAUGUUGUGUCUAAUUUCCUGGAGUAUGAGAUCGAGACGAUGGUUGCCGCAUGCGUGUGCCUUGCAGCCACAGCCCUUGGCACAGUGUACCGACAUCGUAGAGCCAGCAAAGACUACCUCGGGUACGGCCUGGGCGGGAGCCUCCUUCUUGUCGCUUCAGGUUCCACGGCAUGGGUAGCUAUUGGCAAACUUAUAAAGGAGAAUGUCGACCUGGGCGGACACGAAACAAUAGACAUCCCGUGGUCACUCAUCAUAUCAGCGCUGUCCAGUACUGUUCCAUUUGUUCUUGGCGCUUUUACGGUACCCUUUUUACUUACGAACUUCCGGCAAUUAAAACGAGACCGGGUAGCUGCGCGUGCUUUGGAGGACAAGAUUCAAUCUAGCACAGCGAACCUGUACACGACAGAUAUAAGUAUGGACCGUCUCCCGGGCUACCACAACAUGGGCACGUCCCUAACGCCCGCUCCCAGCUUUUCCACUCUGGACUCCACGGCUUUCCCGGGCGAUUCCGUGAUGUCAGAGCCAAUUAAAAGUGGCGAGAUUUUCCUGUGAUAUAGUGUUAAUGUGAUAGUUCUGUGUUAGUCUCCGUUAAUUGUUGAUGUACUAUACAUGUAUAUGAUGUGUAACAUCAAAGUUGCACGUGUUACACUGUAUCGGACUUAAGUAUGUCAGUAUAAGAUACUAUUAGUUUUAUCAUUUUCAUGUAAUUUUAUGUUCACAAAAUGUGCCAUGAUUUUUUUUAUCGGACAUUGUUACCUAUUUAAUUAAUAUUCAUUAAUUAAAUAAUCAUAUGAUGAUCGUGACGUCACAACUGUAACAUUGUUUGGACAUUAUUCAUGUAUGUUUAUAUCGGAAUAUUACCUAUGUGUUCAAUGGUUUUGUAUAUGAAAUGUAUCGGCACGCAUGACUCACCUGUUGUGGAUCUCUUUAGACAGAAUGUGUUAAAACUAGUGAAACUGUGUGGUACAGGUAAUUGAAAGUAUAUCAUGCUGAAAACGUGAUGCCAUAUUCAAUCCUGCCACAAAAUAAAUCCAGAUACAUGUAAUUUUGUUGCUCAAUAUAUUGAUUAGUCAUCUUCGACUUCGACUUUCAUUUCAUGAAAGACUUAAUGAUCAAGAUAAGUCGACAUAACGAUAGUGAUGUGUCCACUUAUCUCGUGUUAAAUUAAGUAGUGGCAGAAAUAUGCCACCAUACAAAAAAGUCACUAUUAAUUACCUAAACAAUAACAUAUUCCUUUGAUAGAAUAAUUAAUGUUCUUGCGUCUUACACAAUUCUGUGUACUCAGAUUCCAAGUGACUGUCUUCUACAUCAAGAGCAAUAUACUUCUAAGACCAAGAAAUGCAUGUGCAUUGGAGAUCGGGUGCAGCCCGCGAGUCGGCAAUACUUAAUCAUGGCUUCUGUGCCACAUCUUCUAAAAUGGAAUGUGCGUGGGAAGUGUGGAAUAGUUUCCUAGUUUUUGUCGUUCAGUGUGAAGCAAUGAAGUCUGUGUUUGUUCGAAACGAACUUCAAUUUUCAACAUGAGUGCAAUAUUGAAAACCAUCUUUAGACCGUUUAGUCAUUGCAGCUUUAUUUUUUAUCUUGAAAAUUAAAGAGAUAUAAACCGGUCAGUUUUCUAAUGAUGGUUAAUACCAGAACAAAUUUCGAAUGUAGUGUGAUACUAGAGUUAAUAUAUGUAAUGAAUGGUGAUACUAGAGUGAAUAUAUGUAAUGAAUGGUGGUACUAGAAUGAAUGUUGAUACUAGAGUGAAUAUAUGUAAUGAAUGGUGGUCCUGGAGUGAAUAUAUGUAAUGAAUGGUGGUACUAGAGUGAAUAUGUGUAAUGAAUGGUGGUACUAGAGUGUAUAUAUGUAAUGAAUGGUGGUACUAGAAUGAAUGUUGAUACUAGAGUGAAUAUAUGUAAUGAAGGGUGGUACUGGAGUUAA
Molecule: messenger RNA, 2853 nt
Organism: Mizuhopecten yessoensis (Yesso scallop)
Lineage: Eukaryota; Metazoa; Mollusca; Bivalvia; Pectinida; Pectinidae
Exons: 3
Coding region: 724-1485 (253 amino acids)
Source: RefSeq, a predicted model, not a curated record